Capsaspora owczarzaki ATCC 30864 is the source of this 1505-nucleotide messenger RNA. Its product is annotated as fumarylacetoacetate hydrolase. Gene Ontology annotation, biological process: L-tyrosine catabolic process; homogentisate catabolic process; L-phenylalanine catabolic process. The record is from RefSeq and is a predicted model, not a curated record. Lineage: Eukaryota; Filasterea; Ministeriida; Capsasporidae. Gene Ontology annotation, molecular function: fumarylacetoacetase activity. Bases 66 to 1328 code for a protein of 420 amino acids. The transcript is spliced from 6 exons.
CUUCCUACUCUGCGACCCCCCUCGCGCUCUACCAAUCCCCCUCCACCUUCAUCACAAACGAAACCAUGAGCUGCUGGGUUGAUGUUCCUGCUGGAAGCGACUUUCCCAUCCAGAACCUGCCCUACGGUGUCAUCUCGACCGCCGACGCUCCGUCUGUGCGCCGCAUUGCAGUGGCCAUCGGAGCCCAUGCGCUCGACCUCGCGGCCACUGCGCACCUCUUCACCGACGCCGCAGUCCAGGCCGCGUUCGCUCAGCCAACCCUCAACCAGUUCAUGUCGCUCGGUCGCGCUGCUUGGUCGUCCGCUCGCGCUGAAAUCACCGCUUGGCUCACGUCGACCGCAUCCGCGCUGCACUCAGACGCUGCGCUGCGUGCUCGUGCGCUGAUUCCUCUCGCCCACGUCACCAUGCACAUGCCCGCUCAGAUUGGCGACUACACUGACUUUUACUCGUCCAUCGAUCAUGCUACCAACGUCGGCAUCAUGUUCCGCGGCCGCGAGAACGCCCUGAUGCCCAACUGGAAGCACCUCCCCGUCGGCUACCACGGCCGCGCAUCCUCGAUCGUCGUGUCAGGCACUCCUCUGCGGCGCCCCUGCGGCCAGACGAAGGCCGACGACGAGAAGGCUGUGCCCGUCUACGAGCCCUCGAAGACCCUUGACUUUGAGCUUGAGAUGGCAUUCUUCGUUGGCGCUGGCAACAAGCUUGGCGAGCCCAUUCCUGCAACUCGCGCUCACGAGCACAUUUUCGGCAUGGUUCUCAUGAACGACUGGAGUGCUCGCGAUAUUCAAAAGUGGGAGUACGUCCCCCUCGGCCCGUUCCUCGGAAAGAACUUUGGCACCACCAUCUCGCCAUGGGUUGUCACAAUGGACGCGCUCGCUCCGUUCGCCGUGCCCAACGCCGUGCAGGACCCCCAGCCGCUCCCUUACCUGCGCCACGACGACGCUUACACCUUCGACAUCAAGCUGGAGGUUGCCAUCAAGGGCGAAAACAUGGCUGCACCCGGUGUCGUGACUCGCUCCAACUUCCGCCACAUGUACUGGACCAUGAAGCAGCAACUGGCCCACCACUCGGUCAACGGCUGCAACAUGCAGCCCGGCGAUUUGCUCGCCUCUGGCACCAUUAGCGGCCCCGAAGAGUCCUCGUUCGGCUCCAUGCUCGAGCUCUCGUGGAAGGGUACCCGCACUAUCGACCUUGGCGGCGGCGAGGUCCGCAAGUUCAUCAAGGACAACGAUGAGGUCAUCAUCCGUGGCCACUGCGAAGCCAACGGCGUGCGCAUUGGCUUUGGCGAGGCGUCUGGCAAGAUUCUGCCCGCGACUCCGAUGCAGUUCUAAGCUGGAGACGGACUUUUGGUUUGUUUUCUUGCGAAGCGAGUUGCUGGUUUUUUGGUCUCUUUGGUUUUUUGUCUUUGUUGUUUUUGUUGGACUCUCAUACACUUGAGGACGCAAGCGGGAAUUGAUUUUGGUGGUUGAUGAUCGGAUUGGGGAUUUUGAUGGAGGCAGGGUUCUGGG